This is a messenger RNA of Cuscuta campestris, 1073 nucleotides long. Lineage: Eukaryota; Viridiplantae; Streptophyta; Magnoliopsida; Solanales; Convolvulaceae. The record is from the annotation of a GenBank genome assembly.
CUUUAAUUAAUCCACACGGCUUGUAUUUGUAAUAGCUUCUAGUAUCAUUAAUAACAAACCGGGUUACAGGUGUUUCCACAUACAGCCCUUCCGAUUACUUACACUUAACGUUUGCGCGGUAAUUUACACCAUCAAAAUGGCGCCGACCUUGGGACUUCUUUACAAAAAGAAGCCAUGACGAACAACAAUAUGAAAUUCAUCAUUUUCCAAACUUCCACCCCGGCAGAGGGUGUUACCCUGAUCCCGGGAGGAAUCACAUCAUUACCUUCUCUUUUCUCCCCCAUGAUCACCACCUUCACUACUCAAACAACGCCGAAUCAGGCCCUCCAAAAGUUCGGACGAUUUAUGCCCAUUUUCCAACAACCUGGGGGAUUUACUCUUUUCAUCCGUAUGAUGUAUCCCCAUGCUUUGGCUCAAAAUACAUCUCUUUCCAACACGUUGGGGCAUCCCCCGUCGUUUCAACCGACCAGUACCACCCGGUCGGUCAUCCCGACAAAACCACCCGGGGCGCUGGAAAGGGCAGGCCCUUCUCGGUCUAUGAGGAGCAGAUCCCACAAGCACCACACUCAGGUCACACCCGACGGGGGCGUGCGCUCUGUGCGCAGCAGGGAUGAAGACCGACAGGGGCCAGAAAAAGCUGCAGGGCAAGCCGUCCAGCCGGAAGGUUCACGACGGUCAGCGUUCCAGAGGCUGGGACACGAGGGGCAGAACCAGAACCGGCCGGCCAAGGAGCGGUUGGGAGUGAAGGUUCCCAAGCAAGGCAAAUUCUACAGGCUAGAAGGUGGUAGGCGACCCGGUCAGACCGGGCGCUUUGACCCUCGCCUCCCUGAUGAGCCCCAACACAAUAGGGUGCCUAGAGCGGAGGGCCAGGCGGAAAGCCAGCCCAGAGUGGCGAUGCGCACACAUGCUGAACUACCCAGCAACCAGGUGGACAAAGCGGAAGAACGUUUGGAGAGGCUCUUGAAGAGAGUUCGUAGGCAGGAAAAAAAGAAAGUGGUGUUGAACAACCGUUUUAUCAUCCGCUAAGACCGGAUAUGUACCGUGCUAAUGUUCAAUAAAGUUGAUACUUUUUC